AUGUCGGCAGCUGCAGAACAAAGGAAACAGAUUCGGCAGCUCAUGGGAGGCCAUGAGGUGCAUUACAGCCGUUACAAUAGAGGGCAAUUUGAUAAAGAUAGAUAUUUGAGGAAUGAGCUGACGGAUCCAAGGGUAUGUAAAUCGUACUUGGUUGGUGAAUGUCCCUAUGACUUAUUUCAAGGUACUAAGCAAAGUUUAGGUCGCUGCCCCCAGAUUCAUCUUGCAAAACACAAGCUGAAAUAUGAAAGAGAAACCGAAAUAGAAGGGAAAAGGUAUCCAGAAUUCGAACGAGAGUAUUUUAUGAUAUUAUCAAAAUUCGUAAGUGAAUGUGACAAUCAAAUAUCGGUGGCAAUUAGAAAACUAGAACACACACCUGAGGAAAAGAAACUUAUACAGCAAGUGACAGCAGAACUUGACAAUAUAGAUACUAAGAUUGCUUUGAUGACCGAGGAAAUUGAGAUUCUGGCCCAUAAUAAUGAAACCACAAAGGCCCUUUUGCAAUCAGUAAAACUACAAAAGCUUAAACAAGAGAGAAAAAUAGUAGCCAAAAAGGUACGAAACAUUACAGAAAAUGUGGGCCAAAGUGCACAACAGAAAUUACAGGUAUGCGAUGUGUGUGGUGCCUACCUUUCCAGACUAGACACUGAUAGAAGACUUGCUGACCAUUUCCUGGGCAAAGUGCAUAUUGGAUACGCUAAGAUGAGAGAACAAUACAUGUACUAUAAACAAAAAUUGAAUCGUUCUUAA
This is a messenger RNA of Nakaseomyces glabratus, 747 nucleotides long. It is a transcript of the gene LUC7, whose product is annotated as Luc7p. Gene Ontology annotation, cellular component: U1 snRNP; U2-type prespliceosome. Gene Ontology annotation, biological process: mRNA splice site recognition. The record is from RefSeq and is a predicted model, not a curated record. Gene Ontology annotation, molecular function: mRNA binding. Lineage: Eukaryota; Fungi; Ascomycota; Saccharomycetes; Saccharomycetales; Saccharomycetaceae.